Kluyveromyces marxianus DMKU3-1042 is the source of this 471-nucleotide messenger RNA. It is a transcript of the gene CGI121, whose product is annotated as Cgi121p. The coding region runs from base 1 to 471 and encodes 156 amino acids. The record is from RefSeq and is a predicted model, not a curated record. Gene Ontology annotation, cellular component: cytosol; nucleus; EKC/KEOPS complex. Lineage: Eukaryota; Fungi; Ascomycota; Saccharomycetes; Saccharomycetales; Saccharomycetaceae. The transcript has a single exon. Gene Ontology annotation, biological process: telomere maintenance via recombination; tRNA threonylcarbamoyladenosine modification.
AUGGCUGAAUAUACUUUGACAUAUAGAGUUCCUCAGUUCCAAGAAUACACGAUCAGUCUGCAAAAGUAUGCCAAUGUGUCCAAUGCUGAUGUCCUACGAUCAAAAUUAAUGGAGCUUCCAUUUGCAUUCAUCGACGCAAGAACUGUAAUUUCAGUGGAACAAAUAAGUAGUGCCAUUUAUAAAGCACUUGUGGAAAGUACCUAUAAUAGGAUGAGGACUAAGACUUUGCAUUCGGAAUGUAUUUUGUCUCUUUCACCUAGCUCCAAUAUUGGUGAUGCCUUGAAAAGAUUUGGUAUAAAAGAGGACUCUACCAACCUUAUCGUCAUUAAAAUAGUGAAAAAUGGAGAUGACGAGCCUUUUGAUGGCAAAACCUCGAUAGUGGGGGAUCUAGUACCAGUGUCUGAUGAACAAUUUGUAACCACUGCAGAUAUUGAAACUAUUAAAAAUGUAUGUAUACAAACCAAAAGAUAA